AUGUCGACAUCCCAUCCAGCAGUAGAGUUGAUGUUUGUCAACAUUACUCGACCACAAGACAUAAAAGACAGGAAAACUCAGAGGAGAAUUAACAGUCAUGUGAUGAAACCAAUUGGCAUCACUCGGAGGCGCGCCCGUCCAGACGACAAGACAGAAAGUACCUUGAAAUCUGUCAAGUCUUUGUCGCAGGCACCAGGGGUCACAUGCAAAGGCUCAUCAGCAAGCUCCAACACUUCUAGUCCUGGCAUUAAAACCCCAGAAACAUCGUGGGCAUUCGAGUACCGACAUUCACUAAAUCUAGUCCCAUCUCUUUGCCCUUACCAAAAGCCCAGCAGAUAUCCCAUUUCCGCCCGAACGAGCAGCAUGCUGCAUUUCUUAGCCGUAGAACAGGAGGCACCAGUCUGUAAGCUCAUGCGCGAGCUUUGUUUCGCUCUUGCAUUGGCCGACGACAGCGCCAUGCACUUGGCCCUCGCUCGCCUUGAGAUAGAUCCUGAGAGGACUGGAGGAUGGGCAUCCGAAGAGAGCACCAGCAGUUUGACACAUUACAAUGCUUCCAUUGAAAUAUUGCGAAAUCAGCUUGGGGCUCAGCUUAUGGCUCACGAAGCUAUUAUUGGUGUAGUGGUGAAUCUAGCGUGCUAUGAUAUAUUCACCAAUAACUUAACACGGUGGAAGACGCAUAUGUCGGGGCUUCAAAAGAUGAUUGAGUAUCGAGGUGGCAUAAAUACCCUCAGUUCCCGAUGCCUGCAGGUAACGACGAUUUGGAUGGACUUGACAGGUUCUAUGAUCCUAGACCAACCACCUCAUAUCAAGCUAUGUCAAGCCGAUCUUGAGGACGGGAUCAUGGAUGCCGUACAAAAGAGCCACAGAGAUAUUGAAGUGCUUCUGGAGCUGCUUCUCAAACUAUCGAAUCUAGCUAUGGGACAAUCAGAGCUUGAACUGAGCCAGAAUGCAGCUCUACUGGCAGAACUUCAGGAUGCAGUAUAUACAACACUAACUUUGCCGCGAUACAACAGCCCAGAUAUUCUCCAGCACUCCUUGGCGCCUUGCAUUCUAACAUACGAGAUGUUUCGACUAGCAGUGAUUGGAUAUCUUUCAGGCCCGGUCACGUUUCUGGCGGGGAACAGGACUUCAAAUGUGGUGACUCCACAUUUCAGAGGUAGACUACCCAGGAUGUAUUGGGAGCAUGGACUUAAUUGGGCGGGUCCGGAACACGGUGAGCUGUUUAUACUAGUCAUUGGGGCCAUGACAGAAGUCGGUAAAGACAGGCAAGGAUUAAUAGUUCAACUUCAACGCCUAAUGAGAGCACAAGGCCUAAGAUGGAACGGCCUGGUCAAUAAGCUUCGCUCUAUGGCGUGGGUCGACAUAGUCUGGUCAGCUGGCUUAGAUAGACUGCACGCGGAUUUAGCACCUCUUUAA
Fusarium mangiferae is the source of this 1416-nucleotide messenger RNA. RefSeq lists its product as uncharacterized. The record is from RefSeq and is a predicted model, not a curated record. NCBI's taxonomy places the organism in Eukaryota, Fungi, Ascomycota, Sordariomycetes, Hypocreales, Nectriaceae. The transcript is spliced from 4 exons. Bases 1 to 1416 code for a protein of 471 amino acids.